Molecule: messenger RNA, 1638 nt
Organism: Sparassis crispa
Lineage: Eukaryota; Fungi; Basidiomycota; Agaricomycetes; Polyporales; Sparassidaceae
Product: Tripeptidyl-peptidase sed3
Exons: 8
Coding region: 1-1638 (545 amino acids)
Biological process (GO): proteolysis
Molecular function (GO): tripeptidyl-peptidase activity; serine-type endopeptidase activity
Source: RefSeq, a predicted model, not a curated record
AUGUCUCGCAACAUGAAGCUGCAUGAAAAGCGCGAUGGCGUUCCCACAGGCUUCGCUCUCGUCGGUCCAGCUCCGCCGGCCACGGUCCUCGAUUUGCGCCUCGCGCUCGUGCAGAGUAAUCCCGCAGGCCUUGAGCAAGCCCUGUACGAUGUCAGUACGCCGUCAAGUGUCAACUACCGCAAGUACCUGACCAAGGAGGAGGCUGCGCAAUUUGUCUCGCCUGCCGCAGAAAGCCUCGCCGCCGUGAAUAAUUGGUUGAAAGCCAAUAACAUCGAUACCACUGUGCUCACUCCGGCGGGCGACUGGAUGGGCUUCAGCAUUUCUGUCAGUCAGGCUAAUAAGCUCUUCGACACUGAGUUCUCCACUUUCGAACACUCGGCCUCAUGCGAACAGAGCAUUCGGACGCUCGCGUACUCUAUCCCUGCAGAAUUACAGGGUCACCUCGACUUCGUUCAUCCCACUAUCACCUUCCCCAUCUAUUUAGCGAGCUCCUCUCCCUUCUCUGUGUCUACCAAGUCGACUCGUGCUACAGUACACGAAAGGCAGGACUCCUGCGCGAACGCUGUCACCCCUGCGUGCUUGCAGGCUCUCUAUGGUAUACCUUCAACCCCUGCUACUGAGAUGUCCAAUCAGUUGGCUGUCACUGGCUUUAUCAAUGAAUAUGCAAAUUUAGCUGACCUCGCAACCUUUCUGGAGGACUACAGACCAGAUAUGUCGAGCGCCACGACUUUCUCGCUGGAGACUCUCGACGGUGGCUCAAACCCACAGAACUUCGGAAGUGCCGGUCUAGAAGCUAAUUUGGAUACCCAGUAUACUGUGGGCAUUGCGUCAUAUGUCCCCAUUACUUUCCUCUCCGUUGGCUCGGAAUACCAUGAUGGUCUGGGGGGUUUCCUUGAUGCAGCAGACUUCUUCCUUGCAGCAGAUGAACCUCCAAAAACCGUGACAACUAGUUAUGGAUUUGAUGAAGGUUAUAUCUCUUCAGGUCUUGCGAACAACCUCUGCAAUGCAUAUGCCCAGCUCGGAGCUCGCGGUGUGUCUCUUCUAUUCUCUUCCGGAGAUGGCGGUGUUGCCGGGACCAGAUACGGGGGGGAGCCCUGCAAUCGCUUCUUGCCUACAUUUCCAUCCGGCUGCCCUUUUGUUACCGCCGUAGGCGCAACCGAAGGAGUUGGCCCUGAGAUCGCUGCGCCGUACUCAAGUGGUGGCUUCUCCAACAUCUUCGUUGGGCCGUCGUACCAGGAAGUAGCGAAACUUGGUUACGUCUCGCAGAUCGGUAACACUUACGGGGGUCUUUACAAUGGAACUGGGCGCGGAUAUCCAGACGUGUCCGCUCAGGGCACAAACUACCAAAUUGUGCUGAAUGGCGUUGUCAACAGUGUUCUAGGCACGAGCGCGUCGACCCCCACAUUCGCCAGCAUCAUCGCCUUGUUGAAUAAUGAACUGGCGCUUGCAGGAGAGGAUCCGCUCGGCUUCUUGAACCCGUGGCUGUAUGGGCCUGCCGCUUCAGCAUUCAACGACAUCACCUCAGGCUCCAAUCCCGGGUGUGGCACAGACGGGUUUCCCGCGAUGGCUGGCUGGAAUCCGGUCACUGGCCUUGGAACACCGAACUAUGAGAAAUUGAGAGCGGCAGCCGGUCUGUAG